Molecule: messenger RNA, 2508 nt
Organism: Prorocentrum cordatum
Lineage: Eukaryota; Dinophyceae; Prorocentrales; Prorocentraceae
Source: the annotation of a GenBank genome assembly
CACCCGGCCGCUGCCGCCCCCCCCCCCCGCCCCGCGCGCGGCGGGCCCCCGAGGGCCGCGCGAGCCGCGGACCCGACCGCGCUCGGGCGGCCGGCUGCCUGCCAUGAUCCUGCUGGACCCCCGCAUCCGGGACUUCGUGCUGCUGCCGAUCGGGUCUUCUUUGUGGUGGUUCUGAUGUCUGCCCUGCGCUCGAGCCUCAUGUCCAUCUUCAAGACGGAGAACAAGGUCGACCUGAAGGAGGUGAAGACCAACCAGAUGCUGACCCGCUGCAGGAUGCUCAAGGUGCACGCCAACAUGCUGAGGGACCAGGCGUACAAGUCCAGGAGAGCGUACUUCAUCAAGAAGGACCAGGGCGUGCUCGUGAAGAAUCCGCCCAAGACAAAGGACCCGAUGGAUGCGCUGCAGGCCGCCCAGGACCCGUCGAUGAUGAUGGGGAUGAUGAAGAAUCAGAUGCUGUUCAUGGUGUCGCAGGGCGUUCUCGGGUACUGGGUCUCGCACCAGUUCCACGGCUUCCUUGUCGCUAAGACGCCGUUCCCUCUGACCUUCCGUGUGAAGAACAUGCUGCAGAGGGGCGUCGAGGUUGCGGCCCUGGAGGCAGGGUACGUCUCGGCGCUCUCUUGGUAUUUCUUCGUGCAAAUCAGCAGCUAUCCCCUGAUCGCGUUCAUCCAGUCGCUUAUAAAUCGAGACGUCGAGGCCGAGGGUGACCCGAUGUCGAUGAUGAUGGGGGGCAUGGGCGGAGGUGCUAGCCCCAUGGGCGGCGGCCCCGACAUGGCCAAAAUCUACAAGCAGGAGUCCGAGGGCUUAGAGAUCCUGAACUACGAGUUUGCCCUCGACAACAUAGAGACGGAGCUCUGGCGCAAGUGGAGACAGGACUCCGGCAACAUCAAGGUGUGCGUGCGCGUGCGGCCCUUCAUCAAGCAGGAGCUCAACGGCGAGAGGAGGCAGGAGGGCGACCCCGACCUGGAGUGCUGCAUCGGCGUCUCCGCCAAGACCUCGCUGGACAUCUGGAAGGACGGCGACAGGUCGACCAGGCGGUCCUACGAAUUCGACAGGGUCUACUGGUCCCACAGGCCAGAUCACGCGCUGUACGCUACUCAGGAGACGCUGCAGGCCGAGCUCGGGGACGACAUCCUUACCAACGCCAUUGAUGGCUUCAACAACUGCAUCUUUGCCUAUGGCCAGACGGGCAGCGGGAAGAGCUACAGCGUCCUCGGCGGCCCCGGCCAGGAGCGCGGGCUUCUGCCGCGAGUAGUCGAGGGUCUCUUCGAGCACACAGGCAGGCUAGAUGCGAGCACGACGGUCUGUGUGUCGGUGUCGUUCCUUGAGAUCUACAACGAGAAGGCCCGGGAUCUUUUGGUCGACGACAACGGUGUGGAGAGCUCGCAAAAGCUCGAAGUGAAACAGCAUCCCUUGCUCGGAGUCAUAGUACCUGGUCUGACUGAGGCUCCCGUGGAGAACUCCAAGGAGGUCACAGAUCUCAUAGAGUACGGUUCUAAAUUGCGGCAUGUCGGUGAAACUUCGAUGAAUGCAGAGAGCAGCAGAAGCCACUGCGUCUUCAUCUUCCGGACAUCCCUCAAAGACGAAGCGACAGAAGAAACCAAGCGUUCACAGACGAACCUUGUCGAUCUUGCCGGUUCCGAGCGUGCUAAGCGCACCAAGGCGGAGGGAUCUCGCUUGAGGGAGGGUGCCAACAUCAAUCAGAGUCUGUCUGUUCUCGCCCGGGUCAUCUCCAGCUUGGCAGAGGGCAAAGCCAAAAGCGCGCCAUUCCGGGAGUCAAAGCUGACCUAUUUGCUGAAGGAGUCACUCUCUGGUAAUUCCAAGACCAUCAUGAUGGCCGCCCUUUCGCCUUCCAAUUGGGACUACGAGGAGACCAUGUCAACGCUGAAGUUUGCACAGUCGGUGAAGCUCGUGCGGACCAGCGCGAGGCAGAACAAAGCCAACGACCAGAGCAUCGAGAAGCAGCUGCGCGCGGAGGCCGACAAGCUCAGAGAGCAGCUGCAGCAGCUCGCGGAGCAAGCGGGCGACCCCUGCCAGCAGCAGCUCGAGCGUGCGCAGAGGAAGCUGGAGGAGCAGGAGGCCCUCCUCCGGCGCUACGCGCCUGGGGGCUGGGAGGCGCUGGUGGAGAAGACCGAGCAGCUCCGGCGCACCGCCGUCGCCAGGGUGAACGGCGACGCCGUGAUGGACCCCAAGCUGAAGGCCUUCGUCGCCGAGUUCUACAACGGCACCCCACAAUCAGCUUCUGUCUCCGCGACGGCAACGGCUCGGACGCCUCCAGCAGCCAUGCGCUCUUCUCCUCCGACUCCAGCUCGGACGGGGAGGAGGAGGAGGGCGGCCACGACGCGGACGCGGAGGGCGACGACGACCAGGUGGUGCUGCUGUCCCUGCCGGGCGGCGGCGAAGGCGCCGAGGGGGACUCGCCGGCGGGGCCGAGCCGCGGCAGGCGCAGCAUCCGGAAGAGGGGUGAGGGCCUGGCAAGGCCGGCGGAGGGCCCCGGGGGCGAGGAGCUGA